UUACCAAAUCUUCAAAUAAAACUGAAAGUACUUACCAGUAUCUACAUACAUACACCCCGUAGUUUAUGACCAGCUUAGAACGUGGAACGAUAUAUACCCAAGUCGGUAACUUUUGAAAAUCCUCUCCAUACGAAUACGAUUACAAGUUUUUGGAGUACAUAUGGCUCAAUAUGGUCCGAGACUGAUAGUACCCAUAGAUGUGAAGAAGAAGCCAAGGGGACAGAAGGUUCCACUUCACAACAGGUGGCACCCGGACAUACCGCCGGUGGCAGAGGCGGUGACGGGAAAGGUUUUCAGGGUUGAGAUGAUGGAUUUUAGCGGCGGCAGUAUUACCAAGGACUACACCGCCGAUGACAUCAAGAAUGCUCAUCCUUUUCUUGCUCAUUAUCUUAGUGGACCAAUAAGAAUAGUGGACAAGGAUGGGAUUGCAGCUAAGCCAAGAGAUACUGGACAGUGAGAGGCCCAUUAUCAAAAUAGUGAAUCCCUUCAAAAUCCCAUUUCUUUUUCGGAAUCGAAUCGAUUGUCUGCACCACUUUUUCUA
Humulus lupulus (European hop) is the source of this 541-nucleotide messenger RNA. RefSeq lists its product as uncharacterized. The record is from RefSeq and is a predicted model, not a curated record. Gene Ontology annotation, molecular function: hydrolase activity, acting on carbon-nitrogen (but not peptide) bonds, in linear amides. The transcript is spliced from 2 exons. NCBI's taxonomy places the organism in Eukaryota, Viridiplantae, Streptophyta, Magnoliopsida, Rosales, Cannabaceae. Bases 161 to 457 code for a protein of 98 amino acids.